AUGGCAGUCUGCAAGGGUAAGGGGCAAUACAACGGUAGCUGUGCUCUUCCCAAAAACGCCCAGCUGGAGCGAAAGCCGACCGAGAGUGACAUGAUUCAUGGUACCGAUACUUGGAUGCAUGAUGCUGUUGGUGCCAACGAGCGUUGGUCCGAGUACACACCACGCUCGUUGUACGGUGGUUGGGCCUCUGCGCAUGAACCUGCUUCUUUCCCCAAUACCACCCUUUACCUCAGACAGCUGCACAUUCUGGGGGAGGAGGAGGGCAAGGAGGUUGCUGCCUGA
Molecule: messenger RNA, 282 nt
Organism: Clonostachys rhizophaga
Lineage: Eukaryota; Fungi; Ascomycota; Sordariomycetes; Hypocreales; Bionectriaceae
Source: the annotation of a GenBank genome assembly